UCACUUUAAUUGGCUAUUAAAAUCAAUUAUUUAUCAUAAGCAAGGUGGACAAAAUUUAAAAAAAGAGAGAAAAGGUGUUCACCCCUUUUGUCCCUUGUAGAGAUUUUACUACCUCGCUUCUCUAUUGUUCCUUCACCGGAAUCCGUCACCGGCCGGCGAUGCCGGCUAUUUAUAACCCUAACUGGUUCUGCACUGCUCCGAAUAUCAAUCCUAACUCCUCUUUCUCGACCUUCGGCUUCCCUAAAACCCUCACAUUUUCAAACUCGUUAUCUUCAUCUCUCGAAUUCAGCUCUACUGAGUCUAAUCCUUUCUCCGUUAAUCGGAGAAGGCGGCGGCGUUUUGUGACUGUUGAAGCUGCUGCGAAGUCGUCCAGCUCCGACCUGUAUUCAGUUCUUAAUGUGAGUAGAAAUGCAACGCUCCAAGAGAUCAAAGCAUCUUAUCGCAAGCUUGCUCGCAAGUAUCAUCCUGAUAUGAAUAAAGGGCCUGGAGCUGAAGAAAAGUUUAAGGAGAUUAGUGCUGCAUAUGAGGUAUUAUCAGAUGAUGAGAAAAGGUCUUCAUAUGACCGUUUUGGCGAGGCAGGGUUGCGAGGAGAGUAUGAUGUGCCUGGUGGCAGUCCGCAGGGGGUGGACCCUUUUGAAGUAUUUUCUGAGUAUUUUGGUGAAUCAAAUGCCUUUUUUGGAGGAAUUGGAGGAUCCAGAGGCUUCAACUUUGAUUUCAAGAAUAUGGGGAGGCAGAACCUUGAUAUUCGUUAUGACCUUGAUUUGAGCUUUGAAGAGUCUAUAUUUGGAGGGCAGCGAGACAUCGAAGUACCCUCUCUCGAUGAAUGUGAUAGGUGUGACGGGACUGGUGCUAAAUCUAGCAGUUGUGUUAAAGUCUGUUCUGAAUGUGGUGGAAGAGGAGGAGUGGUGAAAACACAGAAAACACCUUUUGGUAUUAUGACUCAGGUAUCUGCAUGCUUGAAAUGUGAAGGUAAGGGAAGGAUAGUAACUGAUAAUUGUCAAAAAUGUGGUGGCCAUGGUCAAAUACAAUCAAAACGAAGUAUCAAAGUGGUGGUUCCACCUGGAGUUCAUGAUGGAGCCACGAUGCAAGUUCGAGGAGAGGGUAACAUUGACAAGAAAAGUAGUAUGUCUGGUGACCUCUAUUUGGUCAUCCAUGUUGAAGAAAAACGUGAUAUUUGGAGGGAUGGUCUCAACCUGUACUCAAAAUUAGAUGUCGAUUUUACGGAGGCCAUUCUGGGGACAGUUAAGAAGGUGACAACUGUAGAUGGUAUAAAAGAUCUUCAGAUUCCUCCUGGAUGUCAGCCUGGAGAAAAGAUUAAAAUGUCAAAAAUGGGAGUGCCAGACAUGAAUAGAUCUUCAGUUAGAGGAGAUCAUAUUUUUCUGAUAAAUGUUCAGAUCCCAAAGAAUCUCAGUGAUGCAGAGCGCACCUUAGUUGAGAAGUUGGCUUCACUUAGAGUAACAUCCAAACAUCAUUCAGUCUCAUCUGACGGUGAACGUAGAGGUGUAGCGCGUUUGUGGAAACCAGUCAAAGACUUUCUGAGGAUUGGACGAUCUUCAAGAAGAUUUGCAUCAGUUAGCACAGAGACGACAGCUGUAUGGAGUUUGAGCAGACCGUUACCUAGUUUUCCUCUAAUGACGUCACUUUCUGCUGUUUUAUUUGGAACAUGUAUUUUAGCCUUCAUCGUAAAAUGUUGCAGCAGAAACGAUUAGGAAAACCAAUUUUUGUUCUUCACAGGGAAAUUAAAGAGCAAUAGUCGUGAUGAUAUUGUACUGUUCAUCUCAUUCAAUAUAUUGAUUUGGUACAUGUAUUUUUGCUUA
This is a messenger RNA of Capsicum annuum, 1817 nucleotides long. RefSeq names its product chaperone protein DnaJ. The record is from RefSeq and is a predicted model, not a curated record. The transcript is spliced from 11 exons. Gene Ontology annotation, cellular component: cytoplasm. Gene Ontology annotation, molecular function: ATP binding; heat shock protein binding. NCBI's taxonomy places the organism in Eukaryota, Viridiplantae, Streptophyta, Magnoliopsida, Solanales, Solanaceae. Bases 159 to 1709 code for a protein of 516 amino acids. Gene Ontology annotation, biological process: response to heat; protein refolding.